This is a messenger RNA of Exophiala oligosperma, 279 nucleotides long. RefSeq lists its product as uncharacterized. NCBI's taxonomy places the organism in Eukaryota, Fungi, Ascomycota, Eurotiomycetes, Chaetothyriales, Herpotrichiellaceae. Bases 1 to 279 code for a protein of 92 amino acids. The record is from RefSeq and is a predicted model, not a curated record. The transcript has 2 exons.
AUGCCUGCGAAUCCGAACCUCACCGUGGAAUGGGGAAACGCGACGUUGUUCAGAAACAAGCCUGAUGCUAAGACAUAUAUCGCCAACCUUGUCCAAACUUAUCGCGACACGCCAAGUAGUGCUGCCAAAGCAAUUAUUCUGACCGGUCCACAUAGUAGCAGAUCAGAUCCCAGGCCACACAUCACCGUACGGUAUUUGGACCGCAGAAAUCAGCCACUUCCAAAAGUCACCCAUGUUCACCUACCCAGAGAUGCUCCGGACUACGUUACGAAGAAGUAA